Molecule: messenger RNA, 480 nt
Organism: Heteronotia binoei (common prickly gecko)
Lineage: Eukaryota; Metazoa; Chordata; Lepidosauria; Squamata; Gekkonidae
Product: ubiquitin-conjugating enzyme E2 D2-like
Exons: 1
Coding region: 37-480 (147 amino acids)
Biological process (GO): protein K48-linked ubiquitination; ubiquitin-dependent protein catabolic process
Cellular component (GO): nucleus
Molecular function (GO): ubiquitin conjugating enzyme activity
Source: RefSeq, a predicted model, not a curated record
GGGAUCACACCGCCCUCAGCAGGCUCCGCCGCCGCGAUGGCGCUGAAGAGAAUCCACAAGGAAUUGAAUGAUCUGGCACGUGAUCCUCCAGCACAGUGUUCUGCGGGGCCUGUUGGAGAUGACAUGUUCCAUUGGCAAGCUACAAUAAUGGGACCUAAUGACAGCCCAUAUCAGGGUGGGGUGUUUUUCUUGACAAUUCACUUCCCAACAGAUUACCCCUUCAAACCACCUAAGGUUGCAUUUACAACAAGAAUUUACCAUCCAAAUAUUAACAGUAAUGGCAGUAUUUGUCUUGAUAUUCUACGGUCACAGUGGUCUCCAGCAUUAACUAUUUCAAAAGUACUUUUGUCCAUCUGUUCUCUGUUGUGUGACGCAGCCCUUUCUAGGGAAUGGCCAUCAGGGGAGGGCCAUUAUGACAACAGAGGCCUUCAAGGGAAAGGAGAAACUUCACGGUGGCUCUUGGGAUAUGCUCUGGUCUAG